Messenger RNA from Arabis nemorensis, 4794 nucleotides. NCBI's taxonomy places the organism in Eukaryota, Viridiplantae, Streptophyta, Magnoliopsida, Brassicales, Brassicaceae. The record is from the annotation of a GenBank genome assembly.
AUGACGACACAAGCUACCGGAAAACAAGCUCCGGUUACUGGAAAAGAAGAAGGCGAGCUCACCGCCUCCGACGAAGAUGUACAACCAAUGCAAACGAGCACGAGAGCUCCUUUUACUGAACAAAUGUCAGUUCCUUCAGCAAAAACAAAUAUCCAAAAGCGUCAAGCUGGAAAUAGUAGAUCGUUAAUUAAACCUGCUGGUGCUACACCGUCGAAGCUGACCCAUCCUGGAGGCCGGAUAAUUGAGAAGAAGCAAGCGGUAUCUGUUACUGCGAUUCAUGGGAAGAAAUUUCCCGUUAGGAGCAACAACAACAACAAUCUUGUGAUAAACUUCUCUGAUGAUGAUACUGGUAGCGAAUCUGAUACUAAAGGACGUACACAGACAUCGGAGAUUCAAGCAAAGGGAACCAUGUCUGGGAAUAGAAACCCGUCUACGUUAAUACAAACAAAGUUGAAAGGACCAAGACAAAUAGAUAACAGAGCAAUAACAAAGAAGGCAUCGUCCACUAGCACCUUUAGCCAGGCUGCGACUUCCAAAGUUUCCAACCUUUCAUUUGCCAAUGCAAUGAAAUCCAAUAAAAAUAGUCAUACCUUUCAAAGGAAGGUUAGCAAAGAUACACCGCGUCCUGAACAGAAAGUGGAGCCCAAUCGCAACAAACUUCAGGAUUUGAAGCAGCAGAUUGCACUGCGGGAAAGUGAGCUGAAGCUUAAGGCUGCACAGCCAAAGAAAGAUGCUGUUAAUCCAAAAAUCAGUCCAACAAGGAGACUCAGUGUGGUUUCUGAUGAUGGUAAAGAGGUAGAACUAUAUGAACCUGCCAAGAAACGCUUAAGAACUAGUGGAAUUGGCACAAGUCAGCCUGUUAUUGAUUACAGAGAGCCAGCAUCUGCUGCUGCACCAAUGAAAGUGCCAAGCAUUGGUAAAAGUCUACUGCCAGGUAUCAAUGCAAAUGCAAGUUGCAAACACCUUGACAGAAACAGUGAUGAGAUUGAUCCGCCUGUUAUUUCUCAGCAUAUUGUAGAAGGAAAUACAAGCUCCAGUGUCUUACAGAAAAAUGCAAGCAAAACAAAUCAUUACGAAGGUGUUAGAUAUGGCCAGCCAGAUAUUUCUGUUCAUAUGACUUCAAAAGAACUGGAAACCAUGAAAAAUGUUGAUAGCGUGUCAAGUGAUCAGUUACUUAAAAUAGUCAACGGAAACCGUCAGCCUUGUUUGAACAAUUCUGGCCUCUGGAACAUCCCGGGAAAUACAACUGCUACUUGCCAUAGUCAACCGAGUAUGCUAUCUUUGACGAGCCUAGAAGAAUCUCUUGACAGAGAGUUGGAGGAGGCACAAGAACGUAGACACCUUUGUGAAAUUGAAGAAAGAAAUGCACUUAAGGUUUAUAGAAAGGCACAAAGAUCUUUGAUCGAAGCAAAUGCCAGAUGUGCAGAACUUUACAGUAAGAGAGAAAAUUUGUCUGCUCAGUAUGGAUCUCUCUUUGUGAACGACUCNAGAUUGAUGUGGCCGUCUAUACAUCAUGAGCACCCUGGAACUGGGUUUCACUUCUUGAAUAGUAAUACUGAAAACACUGAUUUGGCAACCAAAACAGACAUCCCUCAGCAUACUCAGCUAGAAAGCAACCACAGAUAUAACAAUCAAUAUGGUAGCAGUCAUCCUCUACCUCGUUCUCGUAGUGGGCAGAAUUUGGGUUCCGAACCGUGCAGUGAUCUUGAUGCUAGUAUCUCGGAUGGAUUACCUUGCAGUAACAAACAAACGGUUAGUAGACUAUGCUCCCCCUCAAGUGAUGCAAACAUUUUGCCAGAUGGCGAGUCAUCUCCUGUGUACCACGAAUCGACUGAGGGAAACCUUGGACAUCAAGCGGAAAAUCAUGAGCAAACACUGGGCAAUCAGAAUUCUUUGCUUCGUGAAGCAUCAUUAAGAUCUAAAUUAUUUGAGCGUCUAGGUAUGAGGGCAGAAUCUAGAGGUGGCACAUGUUUCCAUGGAGAGACUGUGAUAGAUAGAGGGGAUGAAAGUGAUGUUGCAAGUGAACGAACUCAGAGAGAUGACAGUAGUCCUGUCUCAGAAAAAUAUCAGCAUAACGAUUCUAGAGAGCCAGGAGCCCAUAAACUGCAAGGAAGUCCCUCUGAACCACCAGUUGAACGGGGUGCGAUCGAGGAAAAUUCGUUGAAUUUUCAAUCAUCUAUAGAUAGGGAGUCCCAUAGGAUUUCACCAGGGGAUGACCUAUUAUCGUCUGUAGCUUUGCCAGGCCCUUUAUUUCGGAGCACAAUUAAUCAUCUAAAAGUCCCUGGGUCUUCCUUAACGUCUCUGGGACCAGAAUAUACACUACAAAACAAGUCAUAUAUCCUAUACAACGAUGAAAGACAAUGUAGGAGCUUGACUGAAACUCCAGUAUAUGAGAAAAAAAUUGGCUUCUACACCUGUAAUUUGAAGGUGGACCCUUUUUGGUCUCUCUGCAUGUAUGAGUUACGUGGAAGGUGCAAUAAUGAUGAGUGUUUGUGGCAACAUUUCAAGGAUUUCUCUGAUGAUAGUUUGCAUCAAAGUCUAAAUGAUCCUCCUGAUGGUAGAAGUGGGUCAAGUUUACAUCCAAAGAACCAAAAUUCUGCCAGAGGAUCCCAGUGUUUUGACGUAGUGCUUUCACCAACUUAUCUUGUCUGCUUGGAUACAAUAAAGGUUGAUUCGUGGUCUUAUGAGUCCGUUCUGUCUCAAAGACAUGGGCAAAUAUGGUGGAAGCACUUUAGUGUCUGCCUGGCCUCAUCUAACUCGCUGCACAAGAAUAUACCUGUGAGGGAAAAUGAAGGUCGAAUUGAGAAUCUCCUUAAACAAGGUUCAGAUGCUGCGGUUGAACCCGUGGAAAUGGCUCUCAUUAUUUUCUGUCGGGAAGUUGACCAGUCAGAAGGCUUGAUUCAGGCCCUUUCUGUGCUUUCACGGGGUCUUGAAGGUCACCCAACUUCUGAGAUUCUUUGGACUGUUUAUCUCCUGAUUUACUAUGCAUAUGAAGGAUCAAAUGGGAGAGAUAUGUUUUCUUAUGGGGUCAAACAAUGUAGCAGAUCAUAUGUAUUAUGGCUUAUGUACAUCAACAGUCGAGGACAACUUGGCGAUCAAUUAGUUGCGUAUGAUUCUGCCCUCUCAGCCCUCUGCAACCCUGCAUCUGAGUCUAUUGACAGGAACCAUGCCAGUGCUUGCAUAUUAGAUCUUUUGUUGCAGAUGUUCAACCUACUGUGCAUUUCUGGGAAUGUAUCAAAGGCAAUCCAGAAAAUAUCCAAGCUUCAGGCUUCAGCAGCAGUUUCUGAUGACCCUGACUUUUCAAUGAUGUCUCACAUUCUGACAUGCUUAACAUAUUCUGACAAAUGUGUGUUCUGGAUUUGUUGUGUGUACUUAGUUAUUUACAGGAAGUUGCCUGAUUCUGUUGUCCAACGACUUGAGAUGGAGAAGGAACUACUAGAAAUAGAAUGGCCUUCAGUUAAUUUGGUAGGUGAUCUGAAGCAGAUGGCUCUCACACUAUUUGAUAAAGGGAUGCGUUCAGAAGAACUUUGUGCCAGCGAUGGGUUGUCGGAUAAUGAAAUACAAGAGCGAACUGCCGGGCUAUUUGCUUUGAACCACACCCUGUUUAUGAUUGCAGUUUCUGAGUUAGAAACAUGUAGGGACAUUUUGAAGGCAUCCGUUAAACUCUACCCAGCUUGCUUGGAGCUGAAAUUGUUAGCAGCUAGGAUGCAACGAAAUGAAUCGAAGGAUAGGUUUUCGUCUGUGUUUGAAGAGCUUCUCAAGCAGGAACCGAAAGAGGCUUCAGGCAUACAAUUGAUUUGGAAUCAGUACGCUGAAGAUGCUUUGCAAGGAGGAAGCUACGACUUGGCAAGAGAACUCAUGUCCCGCUGGUAUGUGUCAGCAUGGGAAGUAUUGUCCUUUAAGAAUAGGACAGUGGUGGCUAAUGAAGAAGAACAAGGUGAAGAGAGUUUGCUGAAAUCAGGUUUACCAGAUCUGAAUGUUGCAUCGGAUCAGGUAGAUGUGAUGUUUGGAUAUCUUAAUCUCUCUCUCCAUAAUCUACUGCAGAGUAACUGGACAGUGGCUAGCUCGGCCAUUGACGAAGCACUAAACGCUGCAGCUCCUGAGCAUUUUAUGCACUGCCUGAGAGAACAUGCUGUGUUUCGGUUAAUCAAUGAAUUGCAAGCAACAGGUGAAUUUUCAAUCAACCUACAACUGAGAUUACUCAACUCUUAUUUGGACCGAGCUAGUUCCUUACCUGCAAAAGAGCCACUGUCCUGGAAAUUCAUCAGCAACAGCACUGAGAAACCGAGAGUGAGGAAGCUAGUAUGUAAUCUCCUGGCUCCAGUUUCAUCUGAAUUCUUAGUGGUAAAUGCGGCUCUCGAAGCAUGGCACGGACCAUCUCUUGUACCCGUAAAGCUAAGCAAACAAAAGGAACUGGUGGAUUUUGUGGAAACAAUCUUAGGGCUGGUUCCGUGCAAUUACCCGCUGGCUUUGUCUGUAAGUAAGCUGUUAAUGAAAGAACCGGAUUCUGGUUCCUCGGGUAUUCAAUUCUGGUCAGGUCUGAAUUUGGUUAGCACGAUGUCUUGUGCCGUACCAGUAGCUCCCGAGUACAUAUGGGUAGAAGCUGGAGAAAUAUUGGGCAAUAUCAAUGGUUUCAAGACAAGAGCUGAGAGAUUCUUGAGUAAAGCUGUGUCGGUAUAUCCAAUGUCAGUGAAGUUAUGGAGAUGUUAUCGGAGUGUAUCGAGAAGUAUAGAAGAGAGAAAAGGCAUCGAAAUCGAAGAAGCAGCGAAAAAGAAAGGAAUCACUCUGGAUUGA